CAGAUUGACAGGGAGAGAGACAGAUAGGGACAGAGAACAGCAAGAGAAUAAGACUUAUAUCAUAAUUCUUUCAUUGAUCGGAACUAAAAUAAUCCACAGAGGUUAAAUCUACUCCUAUUAGUCCUCCGUGCUGAUAUUUCAGUUUCAUUUUGUUCUUUUUGUCUUCCCGUCGUAUUAAUCAAUUGAUCAAAAUGUAUUAGUUUUGUGACAACCUGUCUCUUAAGUCUUAAUUGUCACCUCGUCUCUGACGUAGACACAGACAACAAAAAAGAAAAUGGAGUAGCUUUCUAGCAUUUUACACCGGUUGACAGAGGUCGUGAACUCAAAGUUCAAUCCAUAGCACGAGAGAAAGGUCAACCAACAACAGCAGAGCGUGGUCUGUUUACAGUUUACCUACAAUCUAGGCUUAGAAUCUAGCGGUGGGCAGAGUCGCUAAGCUUGCGGCCUAACUCCCCUAAAUUAAUAUUUUUUAAAAGCGUAUUUCAGUUUGCAGAGGCUUACAAAUAUACCUACACUGCCAUUCUCAAGACCUGUCUGCUACCUGGAAUGGCCACGCAGGAAAUUGAAACUGACAGAGAGGUCACGGCAGAUUCUACAAAGACAGACGGAAGUCUGGCAAUUUCUUGUACGUUGACAACAGACUCAGACGAGAAAUGCAGCACCACAGCCCUUCUCACUGAAGUCCGAAAUGGGGCGGGGGCCGGAGAGAACAGCAAUGAACUGGACAAUGUUUUGUCCAGCAUCAAAGUGGGUCAGUUCCACUGGCGGAUGCUUGCGCUGGUCGGCUGGGGAUACUUUGCCGUGUGUUCGGAGAUGAUGCUCUUCAUCUUUCUGAGCUCGCCAGUGAAAGAGGAAUGGAACCUGAGGGAUAUGGACUUUCCGUGGUUACCGUUCAGUACUGGCAUUGCUGGUAUCGUCGGAGGCUUUGUCUUCGGGACGGUCAGUGACCGAUAUGGCCGACAGCUACCGUUUCUGUUUGGCAUCCUGGUCAUCGCUAUUUUUGGAGUGGUCUCAGCCUUUGCUCCGUCGUUCCCUGUCUUCAUUGUGUUCCGCUGUCUGGUCACCAUCGGGACAGGAGCCUUCGAGGCUGUGGGAUUUGUGCUGCUCUUGGAGUUCCUGCCUCGCCAACAGCGAGGGACGAUCCUGGUGGUGGUGACGCUGUGCGGGGCCCUGGGGGCAGUGCUGGCCGGAGGGUUCGCCUGGCUCAUUCUCCCGCGCUGGGGCUGGCGCUGGUUCGUUGGCGUCUGUGCGCUGCCCGCGGUGCUGCUGCUGGCCUACCAGCCGUUUGCCUUCUUCGAGAGUCCUCGCUUCCUGGUGAGCCGCGGUCAACGGGACAAAGCGAUCGCCGUGCUGCGGAGGAUGGCCGAGAUCAACAAGUGCGAACUUCCAAGUCUGGACAAGAUUGUGUGCACCCCGCGACAGAAGCGAGGCGGGCACGUGCUGCACCUGUUCUCCAAGGAGCUACGGUCGCGAACGUUUUUCUUCUCCGUGACCUGGUUCCUCCAGGCCACGGGCUACUGGGGAGUGACCGUCUACCUGCCCGAGUACAUGGCUCGCCUCGGGGCUGACCCGUACUUCAACAUGUUCUCCGUGUUCAUCGGCGAGAUCCCUGGCCUGUUUCUCGCCAUGUUGCUUGUGGAGAAGUAUAUGUUGGGCCGGAUUCGCACGUUGAGGUUCUUCUCGGUCUUGACUGCCCUGUCUCUGUUGAUAUUUAGCUUUAUUCCGGAGCACGAGUUUAAGUCGGUGCUCAUCAUAAUUUGUUACUUCAGUAUGGUGCCCAUUUAUUCCAUCCUGAACACGUACACCCCGGAGGUGUACCCAACUGACCUCCGCAGCACAGCCAUGGCCUGGAUGAAUAUCGUUAUCGAGGUCCCAGGGCUGGUCACUCCGUUUGUUGGGGCAACUCUCCUGUCCAGUUCUCUCCCCUGGCUGUAUCCCGUGGUGUGGGGAUCUGUGUUUGUGGUCCAGUGUCUUGUCACAUUCGGACUCCGCACCGAGACUGCGGGCCGAGAUCUGAGAGAUUUUGAGUUUGGAUCUCAUAAGGUGAAAAAUUCUGCUUCUAGCCAAAGUGUUGAUUGUUAGCUCUAUGGUCAGGGGUUACCUUCCUGGGAGGACUUUUCCAAGGUUGCUGAUUACUGUAUUCCUGAUUUUUUUGCACACCACUUGAAUUUCGCAAUGUUUGCAAUUUUAAAAGAAAUUUGCAAAUUCGAGUCAUUUGCGAAUGUUGAAAGGGGUGCUACUGCAUUAGAACCCCAUGACACUGGGCAACUCAAAUCAAGAAGUCAAAGUGUUCAAGGAGAAACUGAAUGGGCAAAAAGCUAAAAAAAAAAUGCACAAAAAAACGAACUGACCUGGUGAACAAUAUUAUAGUUGAAACUGACCAGAACCUGGAAAUGUUAGUUAAAAAAGGGUUAUUCAAAAUCAGCCAUUUUAGCUACACACAGUCCGCACUUCCGAAAGAGAUAAUACCUCUUGCCAGCCAGCUGUUCAGAUGUGUGAAGUCCAAAAUUUUGAAAUUUAAAAAAAUUGCAGUUUCAUAAACUGUGGUGUAGGUUGUGUGUGCUUGAGAAAUAAUUUGUGGGAAUUCAAAUUCUAAAUGUUGAAAAAAGCAAGAAAAGAUUCUUGAUGCGGGUACAUUUGUUGAAAGAAUGAAACAGUUUUUUCUCUCUCCUGAAAAAUUUUACACGCUGACCUUAGAACAGUUGAUCAGCUUGUUGGCAAUAUAGGCCAUGCUACCCAAAGAGUUAAUACCUCUUGUCCUUGUGCCAUAUAUAUCUUUUUAUUUUGGCAUUAUGGCUUGUUGUAGUGCUGACCUAGAUAAAACACAAGCUCUCCCUGCCCGUCUUUGAAGCCAUAAGACCUCAACUUUUCAUAGUCAGAUGUGUGUCAUAACAUGAAGCUGGCUGGUGCCUGGAAUGUAAAUGUUUCGAGCAUGGGAUAAACGGCGGUUCUCGCUUUUAACGCUACGUGCAGGAGAAAGGUAAUUACAGGGGGUGUUCCUGAAAGAAUUCUUUACAGUAAUUCAGCAUUUUUAUCCUGAUUGAAAAAGAAGGCUACAGUUAUGCUGGAAUUUUUGUCCUGAAGUUGAUAAGGCAGGAUACAGUUAUUCAGCGAUUUUUUUCCUGAAGUUGUGAAAGAACGAUGUGUCGUAAAAGUAAAGUAAAGCCCACCCUCCCCCCUAUUUUGAACGUGCUUGAACUAGUGCACAGGUCUGGUGUCAUGGUGGCAUUGCAGCUUUGUCUUACUGGAACAGGAAAUAGCUGGUUAUGAUCGUCAUGAAGUGUUAAGGGAUUUUAUACUUUAUUUUUACCAGAUUUGUAUGUUGUUGUUGUUGUUAAUGUUGCUACGGUUGUGGAAAGCCAUAUCUCUCAGUUUGCCAUGGUCUUAGGGCCUAGAGAUGUCCCCUCAGUGUUGCUUUUGAUGAGUGUUUUGAUGUCUCUCAGGGAAACAUACGUGGGUCCCAUAGUGUGCUAAUGUAUUGUUUCAAUUUUAACAUUGGUAGAGUAUCAUACUAUUCUUUGAAACUUUUAACAGAAUGUGAGUCAUAUCAUGAAAAGUUAGUGCUUAGAUAUUUGAAAGUACUUUGUAAAGGUUAUGUAUGCUUCAUUUGUUUGAUAAGUUCAUGCUUUUAGUCUUUUUAACUGAUUUCUGCCGUUUUUGACAUUUGUAACAUUUCUGCAGCUUCAGCAGUGUCUAGCAAAAUUCUUUGAGAAAAAAA
This is a messenger RNA of Aplysia californica (California sea hare), 3718 nucleotides long. Its product is annotated as organic cation/carnitine transporter 7. The transcript is spliced from 5 exons. The coding region runs from base 547 to 2082 and encodes 511 amino acids. The record is from RefSeq and is a predicted model, not a curated record. Lineage: Eukaryota; Metazoa; Mollusca; Gastropoda; Aplysiida; Aplysiidae. Gene Ontology annotation, biological process: transmembrane transport. Gene Ontology annotation, molecular function: transmembrane transporter activity.